Molecule: messenger RNA, 4173 nt
Organism: Aedes albopictus (Asian tiger mosquito)
Lineage: Eukaryota; Metazoa; Arthropoda; Insecta; Diptera; Culicidae
Product: basic proline-rich protein-like
Exons: 1
Source: RefSeq, a predicted model, not a curated record
CCUCCAGGGAUUCCUCCGGGGAUUCCUCCAGGAAUUCCUCCGGGGAUUCCUCCAGGAAUUCCUCCGGGGAUUCCUCCAGGAAUUCCUCCGGGGAUUCCUCCAGGAAUUCCUCCGGGGAUUCCUCCAGGAAUUCCUCCGGGGAUUUUUCCAGGAAUUCCUCCGGGGAUUCCUCCAGGAAUUCCUCCGGGGAUUCCUCCAGGAAUUCCUCCGGGGAUUCCUCCAGGAAUUCCUCCGGGGAUUCCUCCAGGAAUUCCUCCGGGGAUUCCUCCAGGAAUUCCUCCAGGUUUUCCUCCGGGGAUUCUUCCAGAAAUUCCACCGGGAAUUCCUCCAGGAAUUCCUCCGGGGAUUCCUCCAGGAAUUCCUCCGGGGAUUCUUCCUAGGAUUCUUCCAGAAAUUCCACCGGGAAUUCCUCCAGGAAUUCCUCAAGGAAUUCCUCCGGGAAUUCCUCCAGGAAUUCCUCCGGGCAUUGCUCCAGAAAUUCCUCCGGGCAUUCCUCCAGGAAUUCCUCCGGGCAUUCCUCCAGGAAUUCCUUCGGGCAUUCCUCCAGGAAUUCCUUCGGGCAUUCCUCCAGGAACUCCUUCGGGCAUUCCUCCAGGAAUUCCUUCGAGCAUUCCUCCAGGAAUUCCUCCGGGCAUUCCUCCAGGAAUUCCUCCGGGCAUUCCACCAGGAAUUCCUCCGGGCAUUCCUCCAGGAAUUCCUCCGGGCAUUCCUCCAGGAAUUCCUCCGGGCAUUCCUCCAGGAAUUCCUCCGGGCAUUCCUCCAGGAAUUCCUCCGGGCAUUCCUCCAGGAAUUCCUCCGGGCAUUCCUCCAGGAAUUCCUCCGGGCAUUCCUCCAGGAAUUCCUCCGGGCAUUCCUCCAGGAAUUCCUCCGGGCAUUCCUCCAGGAAUUCCUCCGGGCAUUCCUCAAGGAAUUCCUCCGGGCAUUCCUCCAGGAAUUCCUCCGGGCAUUCCUCCAGGAAUUCCUCCGGACAUUCCACCAGGAAUUGCUCCGGGCAUUCCUCCAGGAAUUCCUCCGGGCAUUCCUCCAGGAAUUCCUCCAGAAAUUCCUCCAGGAAUUCCUCCAGAAAUUCCUCCAGGAAUUCCUCCAGGAAUUUUUACGGGAAUUCCUCCAGGAAUUCCUCCAGAAAUUCCUCCGGAAAUUCCUCCAGGUUUUCCUCCGGGAAUUCCUCCGGGAAUUCCUCCGGGAAUUCUUCCGGGAAUUCCUCCAGGAAUUCCUCCGGGAAUUCCUCCAGGAAUUCCUCCGGGAAUUCCUCUAGGAAUUCCUCCAGAAAUUCCUCCAGGAAUUCCUCCAGGAAUUCUUACGGGAAUUCCUCCAGGAAUUCCUCCAGGAAUUCCUCCAGGAAUUCCUCCGGGAAUUCUUCCAGGAAUUCCUCCGGGAAUUCCUCCAGGAAUUCUUCCGAGGAUUCCUCCAGGAAUUCCUCCGGGAAUUCCUUCAGGAAUUCCUCCAGGAAUUCCUCCGGGAAUUCCUCCAGGAAUUCCUCCGGGAAUUCCUCCAGGAAUUCCUCCGGGAAUUCCUCCAGGAAUUCCUCCAGGAAUUCCUCCGGGGAUUCCUCCAGGAAUUCCUCCGGGGAUUCCUCCAGGAAUUCCUCCGGGAAUUCCUCCAGGAAUUCCUCCGGGAAUUCCUCCAGGAAUUCCUCCGGGAAUUCCUCCAGGAAUUCCUCCGGGAAUUCCUCCAGGAAUUCCUCCGGGAAUUCCUCCAGGAAUUCCUCCGGGAAUUCCUCCAGGAAUUCCUCCGGGAAUUCCUCCAGGAAUUCCUCCGGGAAUUCCUCCAGGAAUUCCUCCGGGAAUUCCUCCAGGAAUUCCUCCGGGGAUUCCUCCAGGAAUUCCUCCGGGGAUUUUUCCAGGAAUUCCUCCGGGGAUUCCUCCAGGAAUUCCUCCGGGGAUUCCUCCAGGAAUUCCUCCGGGGAUUCCUCCAGGAAUUCCUCCGGGGAUUCCUCCAGGAAUUCCUCCGGGGAUUCCUCCAGGAAUUCCUCCGGGGAUUCCUCCAGGCAUUCCUCCGGGGAUUCCUCCAGGAAUUCCUCCGGGGAUUUUCUCCAGGAAUUCCUCUGGGGAUUCCUCCAGGAAUUCCUCCGGGGAUUCCUCCAGGAAUUCCUCCGGGGAUUCCUUCAGGAAUUCCUCCGGGGAUUCCUCCAGGAAUUCCUCCGGGGAUUCCUCCACGAAUUUCUCCGGGGAUUCCUCCACGAAUUUCUCCGGGGAUUCCUCCAAGAAUUCCUCCGGGGAUUCCUUCAGGAAUUCCUCCGGGCAUUCCUCCAGGAAUUCCUCCGGGGAUUCCUCCAGGAAUUCCUCCGGGGAUUCCUCCAGGAAUUCCUUCGGGGAUUUCUCCAGGAAUUCCUCCGGGGAUUCCUCCAGGAAUUUCUCCAGGAAUUCCUCCGGGAAUUCCUCCAGGAAUUCCUCCGGAAAUUCCUCUAGGAAUUCCUCCGGGAAUUCCUUCGGGAAUUCCUUCAGGAAUUCCUUAGGGAAUUCCUCCAGGAUAUCCUUCGGGAAUUCCUCCAGGAAUUCCUUCGGAAACUACUCCAGGGGUUCCUUCGGGAAUUCUUCCAGGAAUUCCUUCGGGAAUUCCUCCAGGAAUUCCUCCGGGAAUUCCUCCAGGAAUUCCUUCGGGAAAUCCUCCAGGAAUUCCUUCGGGAAUAGACCAUUCCCGUCUGACCUAACCCCUCUGUUUCUUAUUUUUCUUCGAAAGACAAUUGUUUUUGAUGACUAUUGCCGUUUUCAGAUUGUUUUUAUAUGUGCUCCUGAUUUUCUUACAAAUUUUCAAAAACUGUGAAACUCACCACAUUUUCAAAUGAAAUCACCAUGCGAAGUAGUUUUUGGUAAUCCUGUUCAUGGUGAAUAUUUUUUUCACCUCUCAGAAAAUGAGAAACACAUGGGAGCCCUAUGCUGUCAUGUUUGUUUACACUCGGAAACGUCAAACUAAUCAAACGAUUCCGAUGAUUCCGAUUCCACCCAGGAAGGUCAGCUCAAACAGAAUCGGCGGCGAAGAGGUCCCAUACGGACGCGACCACCUCAACCACUGAUUGGAUUGCUGAAGAUCAUCUUAGCCAAAAGAAAAAUUAUUGGAAAAAAAUAUACCGUGCGCUGUGCGCGAAAUCAACCAGCGGUCGUCGACAACAGCAAAAUAAAUAUCUAGGAGCGCAUCACGGACAUCAGCCGGAUCAGCUACAAGAAGUGCUACAAGGUCCAGAAAGAGCAUAGCAAGCUGGAUGUGAAAGAUGUGCGAUGCAGCCAUGAGCGCAUACAUGCACUGCAGGACAUCAGACGGAAAGUGAAAAGCCGAAACUGCCGCAGCGGCUGCUGCCAUGAUUCAAGCUGCUGGGCCCAAUGUUGAUCCGCGGGUUCCGAAAACGAAAAUUAGGUGAGCAGUUGAUCGUAGAUAGAAUAAUAGGAAUAAAACGAAACGAUAACGGACCCUAAACGCCAGAAGCAGGAUAGUGAGGCAGCGCCAGAGGCCGUCGGGUCCUACGGAAAGUGGCAAACGAUGAAGCACCCUGCAGGGAGCAACUACCGGUUGAUUUGAAAAUGCCGGCCGUUCCGGAUCCACUAUAUGUUCCAAGUGUGGUACUGGAAGUGAAGGAGAAGUUUUCGCAUCAAGGUUUCGGUCCUGGGACCGAAAAUUUCACCUCGUUCGCCUGCAUGUUCUUCCCGGUGAGUUGACAUUUAUCAAAAACAGCUGGGAUUUAGCGCAGCACACCCGUUUACUUUGCCAGAAUUCCCUUCUUCUUCUUCUUGGCGUAACGUCCUCACUGGGACAAAGCCUGAUUCUCAGCUUAGUGUUCAAUGAGCACUUCCACAGUUUUUAACUGAGAGCUUCCUCUGCCAAUGACCAUUUUGCAUGUGUAUAUCGUGUGGCAGGCACGAAGAUACUCUAUGCCCAAGGAGAAUUCCCAUCACAUGUUGAUAUUUACCGGUGACAUCCGAUGGGAAAGAUGAUUUUCGUGGUUCCUCUCCUGCUCGUCAAUCAACGAAUAUAAUGGGAAUUUCGGAUGAAGAUACGUUAGAAAUGACGGGGAAAGAACACCGGAAGUAUUGGACCGGAUCUUGGCAAAGUGAACGGUAUUCUACACGAAGCCUCAGCUGUUCUUGGCGGAUCUCUACUUACCUUGCAGAACUUCCCAGCGAACAAGGUGAAGUUGGCGAUUCCAGAGCCGAAGCCUUGAGGUGGAAUUAUCGAGAGUCA